UCCUGUAAGGGAUGUUUUUCAUACGGAUAUGAGAGAUGGGCAAAUUUAAAGAAUUGCUGUCUUUGUCUCAGAGGUUCUGGUUAUCGGGUCUGUGUUCCUUGUUUAAGUCGUUAUAAGUAAACCCCCCUAUAGUCACGCAGGAGAAAAGGGAUUCCAGCAGAAUGGAUGAAUUGAGGGGGAAGGGAAAGAGUGGACGUUAUAAGUAGUGAACGGUAUAGUGUUUGUGUAUGGCCGAGUGCGAGUCGAUCAAAACAAUUCAGCGCUUUACGCGGAAAGGAAAUUGAGUUAACUUGUUUCAGCGUAUGACAAGGCAAUAUAAGAGGGAAAAACACAUUCCUUGAGCUUUCUGCCCAGGGGAUUCAGGGAUCUCAAGAAUGAUUUGUUGAUCCAGUUGUUGUUUGGAGAUUCCUUUCACUCAAAGACUGUCCUUCAUAGACUUAAACUUGCUCAGUUUGCACGGUUUGUGAAUCAGAGUUACUUAUAGACACACACCCAUAUACAGUCAAGCCAAUACAAACAUUCAACCGACACCUGUCAUACACGUAUACCUCACACACACCAUCAUGGCCAAUAUUUAUCCAUACGGCUGCUUCACUCAUGCUGUCGUCAGAUGUAUCCCAGAGUCCUUUGGGAAGUUGGCAGAGGGUGGAGAUGGGUUUCAGACUGACCUCGCCAAGGCCCAGCGUCAAAUGGGGGUGCUGACAGGUGCGCUGAGGCAAAAGGUGGGGCUGCAGUUGAUCGAAAUACCAGCAGACUCUGAGCUGCCUGAGAGCUGGCGGAUCGAAGACAUUGCUGUUAUCCAAGGUGACACGGUGCUCAUCACACGACCCUUCAAACAGCAGAGACGCCUUGAGGCAGAGGCUGUGCGGCGAGUCGUAAAUGAACUGAACCUGACAGUGGUGGAGAUGGGCGAUGAGGAGGGAGGGUCUGGUGGAGCCACUCUAGAAGGAAGUGAUGUCCUCUUUACUGGAAAAGAGUUCUUUGUGGGCAUUUCGAAACACACCAAUCACAGAGGGGCAGAAGUUCUGGCCAACACCUUCAAGGACUUUGCUGUGUCCACUGUGCCCGUUUGUGGAGGCUCUCGUCUGAAGAGCAUCUGCUCCAUGGGCGGCCCCAAUACCAUCAUCAUCAGUAACAGCGACGGGGCCAAAAAAACACUCAGAGUGAUGGAGCAGCUGACUGACCAUCACUAUGAGAUCUUGUCAGUACCUGAGGAGGUUGCUGCUAACUGCUUAUACAUUAGAGGUCCUGCAAAAGUGGACUACCUCCUGCACCCCACAGCAGAGGAGUGUCCCAACAGUAUUCCUGCUUUCCAGCGUUUGACAGACUACACCCUACUGCCCACAGCCUGCAGUGAAGCCUCCAAACUUGGGGGAGCACUGUCCUCCUACUGCCUUCUCAUCAACAAGAAAUCCAACUAUUAAGACACAACUAUUAUACUUUGUUUACAUCAUUUCUUAUACAGUCAGUUCAGUGUGUGAUUUUAGGCACAGAUAUCUAGUAUAGUCAAGCUAGAACUGGUUUGCUGUAGUCUGCAGCUAUCCAGUUGUUUUCAUAUGUUUAUGUUAUGUAUUCAUCCUGCUUAAGAUCCUUAGAAUGGGCACAUAUUAUAAGAGUAAUAUAAUAAAUGGCUUUGAAAUAAACAACAGAUGAACUGCUCACUCACAAUGGAACUGAGCAGUUAAAGUGAUAGUUCACCUAUAAAAAAAUUGGAGCAAGAAAAACUAGGAGAGUGACAUUAUUGCCUCAGAGAUUUUACUUUGCUCACAGCUGAUUGGUCCAAUUUCAGUUCAGAUCUUUUACCUAGAACAUAACCUGCACUGGAGCUGGUUAGCCACUAUAGUGAUGAACACCGCUAUAAGCAUGGUGUCAAAAGCCCAGGGUUGGCACAAACUAAACUGAAACACCUUUAUAGCCACCUAAAACAACUUCAUGGCACAAGCCUGUGAUGUGUAUAAUUAGUGUUGGAGCUAAACGCUGCAGGAAAGUGAACCUCGAGGAAAGAGUUAAGAACUACUUUUCUAGCUUACAAGAUAGGGAUUCUGUAGGUAUAUUCCACUAUUAAAGGUUAUCAUAAACUAUGAUUUAAUUGAUUUUCUUCCCAAUUAAGAUCAGCAUGUCAGUGGAUAAAUCCAGUUAUAUAUACAUAACUGUAGUGUAGCAACUCAAAACAAGAAUAGAAUAAUUUCUUGUUCAUUAAGGUACCUGGAAGGGAUGGGUUUGGUUUGUUUGUUUUUGCUGUGCCCACUUGUGAGAAUGUGAUAACAUCAUGGUGGUAAUGUGUUAUUUUGAGACAACAAGAUUAUUUUGUCAAGGUAACAGUAUUCUAAUGCUAUUAAAAAAUAUCUAGGAAAAAUACUUUUUUUUAAAUCAUUAGAUUAACUUACAGUUAAAGCAGUACAGUAUAUGAGAAUCAUCUGUGGCCUUUUUAUAAACUAUAGAUUGGGUGAAAUAUUUGGAACCAAAGUAUACAUAUUAAGUAAUUGAACUUUAAUGUUUAAUUAUGCUAACAGGUUUUAUUAUUAUAAUUGCUGCUUAGAUUUCCAAAUACCUGCAGUACAGACUUGAGAGCUUGUUUUGUUUUUUUCUUAAUGUGUUUAACAGCAUACUUCCAGGUGAAAAACUACAUUACCUACUGUAUGAUUCUCCAAAAACAAUGUCCACCAAUCAGUGAGAGAAUGAAACAAGCAAAUUGUGGCAAAAGAACUCUUUAUCUCCCAUGAAGUUUUAUUUUCCCUUUAUUACUUCUCUCAUCAGUUAAAUCAUGCCAUUUGCAGUGCUGCAUGUCGUUAUAGUUAUUUCCCUUAUUAAAGCCAUUAAAUGCUCAA
Ctenopharyngodon idella (grass carp) is the source of this 2828-nucleotide messenger RNA. RefSeq names its product dimethylarginine dimethylaminohydrolase 2 (gene ddah2). The transcript has 6 exons. Gene Ontology annotation, molecular function: dimethylargininase activity; amino acid binding. The coding region runs from base 564 to 1424 and encodes 286 amino acids. The record is from RefSeq and is a predicted model, not a curated record. NCBI's taxonomy places the organism in Eukaryota, Metazoa, Chordata, Actinopteri, Cypriniformes, Xenocyprididae. Gene Ontology annotation, biological process: arginine metabolic process; positive regulation of nitric oxide biosynthetic process.